GGACACGUGGCCGGGGCGGGGGUCGGGGCCGAGGCCGGUGGGUUGGAUGGGAGGCCCCCCGAACGUAGCGCCCGGCUCCGAGAGCCCUCCCAGUAACGGUCGAGAUCGAGAAAGCUCCUUAAUCAUCCCUCACCUAAUACCGUUGUUUUUACAGAAGGGGAAACUGAGGCCCAAGGACUUUGGGCACUUUUCCUAAAGUCACAAAGCUGAGUGCGACCCAUACUUCCACUCUCUCUGUCGCCUGGAAGAAUCUUCCUGGUCCUUGCCUUCCCAUUCCGCUCUCCGGCUUCCCAAUAAGCACACAGCUUCAAGACUGCCUUUGACCACCUUCAGCCAAGCUAUGUAUGACAAAGACCCCCCUGGCCUAGUGUCCCCAGCGCUGCCUCUUGCCUCCUCAGUGCUGAUGCUGCUAAUGAGCAGUCUGUGGUUGGUGGGAGCUGGUCCCAGCCUUGCCUUGGCCCCGGAGCUGCUGCUGGACCCCUGGCAGGCACACCGGUUGCUGACCCAUGCUCUGGGCCACACAGCCCUAUCCAGUCUGCUCCUGAGUCUGCUGCUCUUGCCCUUGCUGGGCUGGAGGCAGGAGUGCCACCUGGGCACGCUGCGGUUCCUACAUACCUCCACCCUGCUAGCCCUGGCUGCCGGGCUAAUAGCUGUACUGCUGGCAGGCCUCGGGGUGUCCACUGCAGCCGGUGGCUGUGGGUACAUGCCUGUCCACCUGGCCAUGCUCUCGGGACAAGGUUACUGCCCUAAGGAGCUCCAUGGGGCACUGCCGCCGUGGCUGUUGCCAUGGUUGCUGCUUGCCCUGACACCGCUGCUCACCUCUGAGCCACCCUUUCUGCAGCUUUUCUGCGGUCUCCUUGCUGGCCUGGCCUACACAGCCGGGGCCUUCCGAUGGCUGGAGCUCUCUGAGCAGCGGCUGCAGGAGCUGCAGGAGGGCUUCCUGUGCAGGGUUUUGGCCGGGUGCUGGCCGCUUAGGCUCCUUCCCACCCCGGGCAGUGUGGCUGAGCUGCCUCUCACCCAUCCUGGAGUGAGACUUGCCACCCCUGGACCUCCUUACAUGGCCUCCUCUAGCCUAUGGUCCCACAGUGAAGGCUCAGCCCCAUUCCCACCAGGCCUGGGGCCUGCGCAGCCCACCUGGGAGGGCUCCUCAGAGGUUGGCCUGGCCUGGAGCAGGCCCAGCUUCCCUCCAGGGACCCAGCUGUGGGCAGCCCUAGAUGAGCAGAUGCUGCAGGAGGGGAUCCAGGCCUCGCUCCUUGAGGGGCCAGCCCAGGUUCCCAAGAGCCCACUGUGGCUGCCCAAGUCCUCCGUCUCUUCUCUACGGCUUCAGCAGCUGGAGCGCAUGGGCUUCCCCAUGGAGCAGGCAGUGGUGGCACUAGCAGCCACAGGUCAUGUGGAGGGUGCUGUGUCACUGCUGGUCAAUGGGGAGGUGGGCGCUGAGGCCCUGGUGACUCAAGGGAGAGGUGGGCCUGCCUAUCCCGAGGGUCCUGGGCCCCCCUAGCACAGGCAGGCUGUCCGGUGACAAGAGGCCUGGCCUAUGAGCGGGUAGUCUGAGUCCCAGCCCUGUGGACUGACAGUGGGAGCAGGAGAGGCCCCUCCAGCACCCUGCAGUGGUACUGUUUAGAAUAAAAAUCAGUUUACUUUUCAA
Molecule: messenger RNA, 1645 nt
Organism: Miniopterus natalensis
Lineage: Eukaryota; Metazoa; Chordata; Mammalia; Chiroptera; Miniopteridae
Source: RefSeq, a predicted model, not a curated record